CAAUAUUUUAUCAAUAUUUGUUUCAACUAACGACUUUAACUCUAAACCCAGCAUAUGUUUCAUGUGUCACUGGAUGUGUGUUCACACAUUGGCUCUUUCUCACUCAGUCAUCCUGAUCCCGCUCUGUGAAUCUGGAACAUGCACUCUCAGUGAGGCUAUCAUCAUUGGCAGCAUACUCAAAGUGCUCAAUCCCUGUACUGCAUUCCAGUGCUGCCAUGCUCUAACUGGCAGAGAUGGAGCACAAUGGAGUCAACAGCAUCUUCCUGCGACUCUUACUGGACAAGAAAUACGCCCUGCCCUUCCGUGUCCUGGAUGCCCUGGUCGUGUCCUUCCUGUGCUGUGGCACCAAAGUCUGCUCACCCUGGCGCAGCGCUACAAGGCCGACCUGGCCUCCGAACAGAAGGCUGCACUGCUGGAGCUGCUUAAAUUGCAGACACCCCCCCAGAUUUCUGCAGAGAUCCGUCAGGAGCUGCAGAACCCGGAGUCCCGUGAUCUGGAAACCGCCACAAUGGCCUUGCACUGA
Coregonus clupeaformis (lake whitefish) is the source of this 523-nucleotide messenger RNA. RefSeq names its product bystin-like. The coding region runs from base 62 to 523 and encodes 153 amino acids. The record is from RefSeq and is a predicted model, not a curated record. The transcript has 2 exons. NCBI's taxonomy places the organism in Eukaryota, Metazoa, Chordata, Actinopteri, Salmoniformes, Salmonidae. Gene Ontology annotation, cellular component: preribosome, small subunit precursor; nucleolus; cytoplasm. Gene Ontology annotation, biological process: rRNA processing. Gene Ontology annotation, molecular function: snoRNA binding.